Molecule: messenger RNA, 546 nt
Organism: Paramecium octaurelia
Lineage: Eukaryota; Ciliophora; Oligohymenophorea; Peniculida; Parameciidae
Source: the annotation of a GenBank genome assembly
AUGGCAAUUAAUAAUUUAGGUGACUAAUUUGUAUCUUGUUCAAAGGAAAAAUUAAUUAUAGUAAUGAGACCUGAUCAAUAAUUUUAAUGGUCUGUUAAAUAACGAAUAAAAUUUCCUUAAGAAGUUUUUCGAUUGUGUUUUAUUACAAAUGAUCUAUUGGCUAUCUUACCACAUAUGGGAACUUAACUUCACUUUUUCGCUUAAAAUGAACAUUAGCACUUUGUUAAAUCAUUAGACCAUUUAAAUUUAGCAACACCUGGUGAAUAAUGUUUUCCCCUAUUCCCACCUUGCUAUUCUCCUAUCACAGAGACACUUAUAAUAAAAAAUGGAAACAAAGUCAAUGUAGUAAAAUUUUCAUUCCUAAAGUCCAAAGAAGGAGUCUAGAUUAGGGAAAGUGAAGGAGGAUGGACUUGCAAAUUAGAACAAGUAAUUGAAUAUGUAGAUUAUUUUCUUUUUGGCUCAAUGAGUAAAGACGGAGAAUAUCUUGUAUCGUACUUAUUCGAUUAAUUAUCAAUUCAAAUUAGAAAAUACACAAUGUAAGAAUGA